Molecule: messenger RNA, 387 nt
Organism: Symbiodinium sp. CCMP2456
Lineage: Eukaryota; Dinophyceae; Suessiales; Symbiodiniaceae
Source: the annotation of a GenBank genome assembly
AUGGUGCCCCGCAAGACCACAUCGACCGAUGCAUCGACCGAUGAACAGGUCAGGCUGGUUGAAGGCUCUUCAUCCCCGGACAUGUGUGCAGAUGCCCUUGUGAACGACAGCAACGCAGCCGCAGCCGCAGCCGCAAACAGCGCCUCCGAAGAAGCGAAAUCGCAGGCAACCCCUCCAGCUGCUUGCUCCGCAUCACACACACCGGCGGAGUUUGCAGCAGUGGCGGUGCCAAGAAAGGAGCGGAAGCAAGCCCUGGAGUUCGACUCCGCAUCGCAUGGUGGCCCUUGCAAGAGUGGACUCUUCGGCUCCUCUCGGAGCGGAGGUUGCAGCGUGGGGUGCCGCUGUCCGGCAUCUGCAUCUGCACUUCGGACGUGGAUCGCUUUUUGA